Messenger RNA from Lepidothrix coronata (blue-crowned manakin), 4070 nucleotides. RefSeq names its product POP1 homolog, ribonuclease P/MRP subunit (gene POP1). The transcript has 15 exons. Gene Ontology annotation, cellular component: ribonuclease MRP complex; nucleolar ribonuclease P complex. Lineage: Eukaryota; Metazoa; Chordata; Aves; Passeriformes; Pipridae. The record is from RefSeq and is a predicted model, not a curated record. Gene Ontology annotation, biological process: tRNA 5'-leader removal. Bases 6 to 3035 code for a protein of 1009 amino acids.
CGGCGAUGUCUGGGGCGCGGGAGAAGAAGCGGGCCAAGAAGAUGAGGAACCAGCCGGCCAGCGUGACGCUUCCGGCAGAGCCGGGGCCCUUCGCCGGCGGCGGGAGCAGAGCCUGCCCGCCCCCAGGAGAUGUUCGUUCUGAGCAGCAGCAUCAGCAGCAGAAAUUUUCAAAUCAGUCAGCUGGGCCUUCUUACAGGAAAGACCAAUAUUUUCCAAAAGGGCAAAGUAGAGGAGAGAGAGCCAGAGGAAGAGGAGGAUGGCAAGGAGGAUGCCAGAGUGUUUCUGAGGAAAUGCCAAAAUACAUAACGGUGUCUACCUUUGCUCAAGCUCGUGCUGCUGAAAUCAAUGCCAUGUUGAAAGCGGUUUCGCAGAAGUCUUCAAACUCUCUAGUUUUCCAGACUCUACCCAGACACAUGCGAAGGCGAGCAAUGAGUCACAAUAUUAAACGCCUACCCAGGCGGCUCCAAGAGAUGGCCAGGAAAGAGGCAGAGAAAGCUGUACAUCAGAAAAAAGAACAGUCAAAGACUAAAUGCCGCAAAGCCAGAAGGCGCCACAUAAACUUGGUAGCAGAGUUUAAUCGUAGGCAAAGAAAGAAUAUUUGGCUGGAAACGCAUAUUUGGCAUGCAAAGAGAUUUCACAUGGUAAAGAAAUGGGGAUACUGUUUAGGAAACAGCCCUACAGAGAAGAGCUACAGGGCUUGUUACCGAGCCAUGACAAAACACUGCCUUCUUCAGGACUUAUCAUAUUACUGUUGCCUGGAAUUGACUGGUAAAGAGAAUGAACUUCUGAAGCAACUUACUCGAAUAUGUAGCAUUGACACAGGAUUAACAUUUCAAGAAGCUUGUUGUCUGUCUGGAAGAUUCGAGGGUUCCCUGAAUCUCUACCGAGCAGAUCGCUAUCCUGAGGAGAUGCUUGGUCCUGUUACAUUUAUUUGGAGACCCAGGGAUGGGUCUGAACACAGACAGUUGUGGAUAUGGGUUCAUCCAGCUCUAAAGCAGGACAUACUGAGGGAGUUAAAAGCAAUUUUUCAGUGUUCGGAGCCUGAAGAAAUCUGUAUUACUGAGCCUGUUACAACAUCAAUUCAAGAGGAAAAAGAAAUGGAGGUUGUUAUGAGCCCUGGCAAGAAAAGAAAGAAGGAGGAUAAAGAAGGAGAAAAAGUUGUGCCAGUUAAAAAAAUAAUUGGUGAUGGCACUAGAGAUCCAUUUCAGUCCUACUCUUGGAUCUCACAGACUACUGGUAUUGGAAUCAGUGACAGAAGCAUGGAGAUUCUCAGAUACAGGCUGAUUGGCCCGUUGUCACAUUCAGUCCUUACAGAGACCCUGAAAGCUGCUUCUGUCCAAACAGAGAUGGCAGACUCAGAGACGGAACUGAAUAACUGGUGGGUAGAAAACUGCAAGGACUCUGAAAAAGUAUCUCUUCAUCAAUGUCAAAGUGCUAUCUUUGAGCUACUAGAAGGGAUGAGUUCACCAUCAGAAAUGCCAGCAGGUACAAUUCUUGGCCUAACUGUUGGAGAUCCUCGAAUCAAUUUGCCAAAAAAGAAGACAAAAGCCAUGCCUGACUUUGAAAAAUACCAAGAUAAAGUUAGGCAGCUGUACCUGGAGGGUGUACCCCUAGACUGUGCUCACAGCUUUAUCUGGGACCAGGACAUCUGUAAGAACGUCACUGAAAAUAAAAUCUCAGAGCAGGAUUUAAACCAUAUGAGAGCUCAGUUACUGGUACCUGGAUCACACCUUGAUUUGGGUCCUUGUGAAUCUAAGAUUCCCAUACUGUUGGUGCAGCAGCCAGGGAAAAUGGCUGGAGAAGAUCGACCAGGAUGGGGCAGUGGCUGGGAUAUCUAUCUCCCAAAGGGCUGGGGCAUGGCUUUCUGGAUUCCUUUUAUAUAUCAAGGUGUACGUGUCGGUGGCUUGCAAGAAGCAUUAAAGCAUUCUGAAUAUCAAAGAACACCUCACACUCCAAAUGAUUUCCCAGACUGCCAGGCAGGAAGGCAGUUUGCCAAAGAACUGGAAACCAGUCUUCUUGAACAAUUCAAACGACGUCCACCUGCAAAAAGGGCAAAUUAUGUCAAGCUGGGCACUCUAUCUCCUUUCAUCUGUCCUUGGGGGCAGCUGACAAAGAACUGGGAAGGAAGAAUGAAAGCUUCAGGAGGAUUUGUACGUCCUUCUUCCUCACACCCCGAGUGCUGCACAACUGAAGGGCAUAAUUACUGUGACCCCAAAGCAGAAGUGGUCAGAGAAGCUUCCCCUGAAACUGGUGAGGUAGAGGAGACCAUGGAAAUAACAAGUUCUGAAGGUGCCCUAAAACCAGAGGAUGUUACAAGCACCCAUGACCUUGGUGAGAGAGAUGAAACUAAGACAAGUGACUUUAUUGUUCUCAGGAGUGAGAAACUACUAAUGCAGUUAUCAGCCUGGUGCUAUCCCACUGCUGGAAAAGAUCGGCGAAUCCGUCUUAUUUCUCGACUGGGACAGAAAGAAAUGACUGAAGAUGUUUUUUUGCCAAUCCUGACGAGCUAUCCAAGGGCUCUUGUCUGGGUCAACUUGUCACUCUUGAGAAAGGGGAACCCUGAAUUACAUGCCAUGAUUUGCAUCCCAACAGAAGACGACUUGCUGCAUCUAAGCAAAGACAAACUCUUCUGUGGUCCUCAAGAACCCAAACAUCGUGACAUAUUCAAGGACAAGGUGCAGAGACAAAAAGAAGAGAAGAAGAAGAAGAAAAAGGGUGGCAUGAAGGCUUUAGAAGGUGACCCUCUGAGCGUUCCAGAUAAAGACACAACUGAAGACCACAAAGACCUCAUUCUUGGUCUUUGGUCAGAUGCUCUCCCAGAUGUUACUUCCCACUGCUCCAGGACUGUCUUGGGAUAUGUCACUCGAGGGGAUUUUUCAUUGGCUGCAGGGUGUGGAGAAGCUCUGGGUUUUGUUAGCUUGACAGGGUUAAUUUAUAUGUUAUACAACCAGCCAGCAGAUAAGAAAGGGCUUGUUUUGUUAAGGACUCCAGCAUCUUUACAGUACAGAUUUGCAAGACUUAAUAUUGAGGUUUAAGUAUAAUUGCAACGCAGUAGAAUGCCAAAAUACCAAAGAAUGCCUGUAUUGUACUCUGUGGCCUUUCUAAUUUGUCUCAAAUUUGAGGUUAUUCUGAGCCCCAACAUCUCUAAGAUUAUAAAAUAAUUAAAAGGCUUUUUAGCAUUAUUCAAGAAAAUAACUAAUGCAUAAACAGACCUAGUAUUACUUUUGAUGUCUGCAUUGCUAAGGAUUUCUAAUGGGUCAUUAUCACGAUCUUCUUUAUCUCUAAAGAAGCAUAUUCUUCAUUUUUCUCCUCAAAGCAGUGGAUGCUGUAACAAUAUACAGAAACUCAUCAUUUUCAUUUUAGAAACUUUUGGUCAGAUGGACUGUAGCUUCACAGUGCACUUUCACAUGUAACUGCAUGCAAUCUGAUCCAGUAUAUAUAGCAAGUGGCUUUCCUGAUUCCUCGUACUUGAAUAGAUGUGGCUGCAGUGCAAAGGAGCCGAGUAGAGAAACUUUGAACAGAAAGUUUAAUACUUAAAUGAAUGCAAAUAAUAUGUAGCCCAGCUAUAUAAUUUUGAAUUAUAGGAACUGGAGUUUUUAAAAUGGAAAGCAUAUCAGUCUCUCUCUCUAGUCUGAAAGGUAAUAAGCUUUUCAGAUGCAAAUUGCUGGUGGUGGGUCAGCAUACAUUUUCUGUUAAUAAUAGAGGAUAUUUUUCUUCCUUAUAACAUGAGAUUAUUUUUGUAUGGAAUGUGCUAGGGUUGAAAGUUUCUUCAUGUUACAGUAUGGUUCAUGAAUGUUGUUCAAACAGUCAAAAUUUGUAAAGCAUGCUGGGGGAUGAAGGGAGAAAGGUGUUUGAAUUCACUGGGGCAGUGUGUGUAGGUUAUUGGGUUUUGGUGUUCUGUUGGGUUGUUUUAUGAUAGCCUUAAGCAUUUAGCCAUUCUUGAAUUAAGCAGCUUGAAAAGGAAUUUACAACAGUACGCUGUAGUUAGUAGCAGCAUGAUACAAUAUAUGCCAGAUGGUAAAAUUACCCUGAAAUUAUAAUGUACAAAUAAAAACGUAAUCUAUUCUUGA